Messenger RNA from Vicia faba (fava bean), 489 nucleotides. The record is from the annotation of a GenBank genome assembly. NCBI's taxonomy places the organism in Eukaryota, Viridiplantae, Streptophyta, Magnoliopsida, Fabales, Fabaceae.
AUGUUAAUUUGUGGCCCGAGUUUAUUGCCACACUUUGGAUCCUCCUUGGCUUUCCUACGCGUUGGAUGUUUUCAAAACUGUCCGAACAAGAACAAGAACAAGAACAAGUGGACGAGUAUGAGUUGCAAAUCCCAGAAAGACACACUCAGUAAAGAAGAGACUCUAUCAAACAUACCUCAAACUCUAUCCGGUGAGUGCAUAUCGGUCCAAGACUGUAAGAAAGCUAAAAUACAGAAACCCAAGUCAAGGAAAGCCGAAUCCUGCACAGUUAAGUGUGUUACUACUUGCAUCAGAGGAGGCGAAGGCUCUCCUGGUGAAGGCCCUUUUAACGUUAGAAGACCACUCGUUGUUUUCAAGCAAGGUUUUCGAACUCGUCACUACUGUUUGGUGGAGUGUUCAGAUAUUUCUAUUGAUAUUAAUAAACCUUGUAUAAUGCAAUUGAAAGCUUUAAUGGUGGAAAGUUUUAGAGGCGUGACGAAGGAAGAGUGA